This is a messenger RNA of Antechinus flavipes (yellow-footed antechinus), 3518 nucleotides long. RefSeq names its product zinc finger protein 623 (gene ZNF623). The record is from RefSeq and is a predicted model, not a curated record. Bases 150 to 1424 code for a protein of 424 amino acids. Gene Ontology annotation, cellular component: nucleus. NCBI's taxonomy places the organism in Eukaryota, Metazoa, Chordata, Mammalia, Dasyuromorphia, Dasyuridae. Gene Ontology annotation, molecular function: RNA polymerase II transcription regulatory region sequence-specific DNA binding; DNA-binding transcription factor activity, RNA polymerase II-specific. The transcript has a single exon. Gene Ontology annotation, biological process: regulation of transcription by RNA polymerase II.
UCAGGACUAAGAAAGCAUUAUCUACUCAUAACCAGGAAGUUUCCAAAGAAAUAGAAUCAGAGGGAAAGACAUUGGAAAGUUCCCAAGGUUUUUCAUUUGGAAUAACUUGUGACUCUCAAGGCAGUUUGGAGAGACAAAAGGAAAGUUCUAUGGGGGAUAGCUUAAGAAAACGUCCUUUCCAGGAGAAAGAUUUCAGGAAAGUGACCAUUCCUCACCAAAAAAAAUUCACAGGAAAGAGGGCACAAGAAUAUAAUGAAUUUAGGAGAAUCUUUAAGCUGAGCUCCACUUUUUUUGCACAGCAGAGAGAGCUUACAGAAGAUAGAUCCCAUAAAUGUGAUACAUGUGGGAAAAACUUCAAAUACAAUUCAGAUCUUAUUCUCCAUCAGAGAAUUCAUACUGGAGAAAAACCUUUUGAAUGCAAUAAAUGUGGGAAAACUUUUGGACUCAAUUCUCAUCUUACUGAACAUCAGAAAAUUCAUACAGGAGAGAAACCUUACAAAUGUAAUGAAUGUGGGAAAGAUUUCCGUCGGCAUUCACAACUUAUGUUACAUCAGAGAAUUCAUACUGGAGAAAAACCCUAUGAAUGUAAAGAAUGUGGAAAGGCUUUUAGUCAGAGCUCACAACUUACAUUACAUCAACGAAUCCACACUGGAGAGAAACCCCAUAAAUGUAGAGAAUGUGGCAAAGCCUUCAGUAGGAGCUCAACCCUUAUUAAACAUCAAAGAGUUCACACAGGUGAGAAGCCCUAUAAAUGUAAUGAAUGUAGAAGAGCUUCCAGUCAGAGUUCUCACCUUAUUCUACAUCAAAGAACUCAUACUGGUGAGAAACCCCAUGAAUGUCAUAUAUGUGGGAAAGCCUUCAGUCGAAGCUCACACCUUAGAGAACAUCAAAGAAUUCAUACUGGAGAGAAGCCUUAUAAAUGUAAUAUAUGUGAGAAAUCCUUCAGUCAGAGUUCAAACUUUUUUCAACAUCAAUUAAUUCAUACUGGAGUGAAGCCCUAUAGAUGUAAUAAAUGUGGGAAAGCAUUUAACCGUAGUUCACACCUAAAUGAACACAUGAGAAUUCACACUGAGGAGAAAGCCCAUCGAUAUAAUGAAUAUGGGAAUGUCUUAGAUAAUUCAGGCCUUUUAAAAGAUCAUCGCAUUCAUGUUGGAGAGAAAAUUCAUGAAUGUAAUGAAUGUGGGAAAGCCUUUAGUUGGAGCUCACAUCUUGUCCUACAUCAGAGAAUUAAUACUGGAGAGAAACCCUAUGGGUGUCUUGAAUGUGGAAAAGUCUUUAGUCAAAGCUCUCAUCUCAUUUUACAUCAGAGAACUCAUACUGGAAAAAAACCCCAUGAGUGUAAUGACUGUGGGAAGGCUUUCAUUCAUAGCUCAAGCCUUCCUUAUUCAGCAUCAAAGAGUUCAUUCAGGACAGAAACCAUAUGAAUGCAAUGAAUGUGGCAAAGCUUUUAGUCGGAGCUUAACUCUCAUUCAACAUCAAAUAAUUCAUACUGGGGAGAAAAUAUAUGGAUGUAAUGAAUGUGGGAAAACCUUCCGAUGGAGCUCAAACUUGAGAAAACACCAGAGAAUUCAUACUAGAGUAUAAGCUGGUGGAUAUGAUUACUAGGAAGGACACAAGAUAGUUAUUUAACAGUAAAAGCUAGCCAACUUAAUCAUAGGGUUUCUUUUUUUUUUUUUCUUUGUUUGUUUUUGGCAGUAAGACAGAGGAGUGAAUUUUUGAGUAUUAGAUAUAGGUACAUCUCUCACUUGUCUAUUUCAUUCAAGCCAAUCUACUUAAAACUUCUUAGCUCAAGAUCUGCUAAUUCCUGCCUCUGUGCCUUUUACUUAUCUUCAUGUUUUUGUAUAUCAUAUUCAGGAUCUUAAAAAUCCCCUUCUUCAGGAAGCCUCCCAUUUGUAGCUCUAAUCAAAAAUACCAUUAUGUGACCUUUUGUAUUUAUGUAUUGAUUGUGGUAUAUUGUUAUAUAUGUUGAUAUAUAUGUGGUAUAUUAUUAUAUAUUAUUUUUUACUUAAUUUAUGUAUCAAUAUAAGAAAGAGGAUGGGUUUAAAAUCAGGAGACUUAAAUUUAGCCCUAGCCUUGAUUCCACUGUUUGAGGUCCUCUGGGGCUUCAUUUUCUUGAUAAAUUGAGGGGAUUGGCCUCAAUUCUUUCCAGUUUUGAUGUCCUAUGUUCUGUAUAUUGGUAUUUAUUCACCACCUAACUAAAUCAUGCAAGAUUUUUUAAAAUCCCAAUUGGACUUCAAACUUUUGUUAAUAUCUUUUGCAUUUAUUAGAUAAUAAUGUUCAUUGGAUAUUUGUUUGCCUUUAGUCUUCUCCACUUAGCUCUGGCACAAUUCCUGUUGUUCUUUAUGCUAUUUAGCAUACAUAGGAAGCCUAUUGAUACAGGAACAGUUGUUGAAUUUAUAUUUUCAUAGGAUCAGAGAUAUGGAGAUGAAAAGGACCUCUGGUAAUAUCUUAUCCAGCCUUCUUUUUCCAGAUGAAAAAAUUGGAACUUACAGAAGUUUUCACUCAUUCAGUAAACAUUUUGUAAGUGCUUACUAUAUGUCAGAUAUUAUGCUAAGUGCUAGGGUUACAAAAAGAGGCAAAAUGGUCCCUUCCUACAAGGAAUUUACAAUCUAAAUGACGUGUCUAGGAUCAUAGUUAGUAAUUGUCACAGUCAUGAUUUGAACACAGAUUUUUCUGAUUCCAAUUCCAGCUUUCUAUUCAUUAUAAUAUGCUGCCUCAUAAUUGGUUUGGAAUUUGUUUUACUAUUGACUUAAGCUUCUUCUAGUGUUUCUGGGGAAAGCCUACUUGCCAGAUUACUGAAGAGGGAAGGGAGAAGUAGCUUGAUAGGAUCAUAGCCUCAUUCAAUUUUUUUGUUUUAGAAACAAAGAUAGUGAUGCUCGGAGAAAUUAAGUGACUUGCUCAAGAUCACAUGAGUUGUAAUUGUCAUGAGAGGUGGAAUUUGAGUCCACAUCCUCUGAUUCUGAGGUCAAUGCUUUUUUCCUUAUACCGUGUUAAGCAGGUGUGGCUCAAGGAAUUUCCUGUCUAGGGGAAAAGAAGAAAAGGGAUAAUUCACCAGCAUCUCCAGGAAAGCAAGCAUUUUAUUAAAUAAAGGAUGGGGACUGAGAAGAGUGCGUGGGAUAGCGAUGAACAAACUCAGUUACAAACAAAUACACUGAGAUACUCUUUCAUUUAUAUUCUCUAAGAAUGAGGGAGAAAAAAUGAGGAAUUAGAGUGAAGAAUCUUGGUGAAGUCAAUGGAGAGCAUUAGGACCAUAAAACUUGCUGCAGGGUCAAAAAAGUCAUCGUGUUCCAGGGAAACUGCUUUACCAAGGGCCAGUUUGAGGCUGCAGGAUCAUAACAGUUGUGUGAGGGAUACUGGUCAAGGUGCUAGAGGAUUACACACAUACUCACACCCAAAUAUCAGGUUUAUUCCAUAUUCAAGUAACUGCUCUGGUAUGUUUGUGUCUCUUAUUUGGUACACAGCACAAGAUUCUCUUGUGUGCUGCAUGUGUAUGUAAUAAAUGUUCCAUUGAAUCAGGA